AUGUAUGGUGAUUCCCAUGCAUUAUCUUCUAUAUUUCCACCCAAUUUCAAGCAUAAAGAAGAGCAGCACCAAAUGGAAUCCGACUACUGCAACAACAACAGUUAUGGGCUGCUGAGAUUUAGGUCUGCUCCCACUUCUCUGCUCGAGAGUUUCACAGAGAAGACUGGGAAAUUGGGGGAUGAAAUGAAUGAGGCUGAGGCUGAAAACGGCGACGUUGAUGAUGGACAUGGCUGUGCUAAUAAUAAUAAUAAUAAUAAUAAUAGAUUUGCGAAUUCGCAACUUCCGCCGCAGUAUCCGAGGCAACGUGGAGCUCAAAUGGGAUACAGAGGUGUGGCCUUGAAUCAGGAAAUUAGAAGAAAAUUCGUCAACAUUUUAACCCAAAAAUAGGAAAAAAAGUGAUACGGGGUAGAGCAGUAAUU
Molecule: messenger RNA, 419 nt
Organism: Salvia splendens (bonfire salvia)
Lineage: Eukaryota; Viridiplantae; Streptophyta; Magnoliopsida; Lamiales; Lamiaceae
Exons: 1
Coding region: 1-387 (128 amino acids)
Source: RefSeq, a predicted model, not a curated record